Centruroides sculpturatus (bark scorpion) is the source of this 696-nucleotide messenger RNA. RefSeq lists its product as uncharacterized. Gene Ontology annotation, molecular function: catalytic activity. The record is from RefSeq and is a predicted model, not a curated record. NCBI's taxonomy places the organism in Eukaryota, Metazoa, Arthropoda, Arachnida, Scorpiones, Buthidae. The coding region runs from base 1 to 696 and encodes 231 amino acids. The transcript has a single exon.
AUGACUGUGGUCUCUAACAACUGCUUGUCAAUUAUGAAGCAUGACAAAUACAGUAAUGAAUUUAUUGUUACCACGGAAUUAAUGUUGAAUAAUGAAAGGAUCAUUAUCGUGAAUGUGUACUUCCUGGGGAAAGCAGAUGCUGACAGAUUUAUAGACAGAUUACAGACCAUUGUUCAUGACUUCGAUGGCAUUAACAUUCUGAUGGUUGGUGAUUUGAACACCCAUUCCCCGGUGUGGGGUGGAGAAUGUUUUGACUCUAGAGGAGGUCUUUUGGAGGAAUUCUUCGCCUCCAACAAUCUAUACGUAGUUAACAACCCAUAUUCACCGCCAACUUUCACCUCAAGCAGAGGUGAGAGUUGGAUUGACGUCACUACCUGUAAUGAGGACCUUUUCCCAUACAUCAUUAAUUGGAGAGUUAUGGAAGAGGAUAGCAUUAGUGAACAUGCUUACAUAGCAUAUGAAAUUGUUGGAGCAGGGAAUAACAACAUAUCAGUUUUUAAUAACAGACGUAGAUUCGACGUCUCAAAAGCUAACUGGGAAGAAAUCCAGCAUUUCUUACAAGAACACCUGAAUGAAAACUAUUCCCAGGAUUCGAUUGAAGUCAGAUCUCAAAUUGGCCAAGAUAUAAAAACAAUAAAUACGGCUUGCAAGAAUUAUAUACCAAUAAAGAAACAUAAAAAUAGAAGCGUUCCAUAG